AUGAUAGAAAACUGCACGACGCUGUAUCCCAACGAUAUAGUUGGCCGAAAGGUCAGUGAGUACUCGGACCAGCACUCAGUCCCUCUUCCUGAAGAUCUUGUCAAGUACCAUGAAUGGGUGAUGCGCAGUCAAGAAAACUCCUACUUCACCAUUUCCCUGCUCGAGGCGAGAAUGUUGUCGUGGAUGGCACGAAUGGUUAAUGCCAAGAGAGUCCUUGAGAUUGGCACAUUCGUAGGUUUCUCCGUGGCCACUUGGGCCAACGCAGUUGGUAAGGAUGGCAGCGUCACCGGCCUCGAGAAGACUCCCGAGUUUGCACAGAUGGCCAGGGACCAGCUCAGCAGGUUCGGCUGGAACAACGCCCAAGUCGUUACGGGCGAUGCCUUGCACACUCUGGCCGGGCUUGAACCCCCAGAGCCAUAUGAUAUCAUCUUCAUCGAUGCGCAAAAGUCCGGCUACCCUGCGUAUCUGAAGAUCAUACUCGACCGAUCCCAGCCCGGGCAGGCCAACAGGCUGCUGCGCCCUGGCGGUUUGAUCAUUGGCGACAACGCCCUUCGUUGCGGCCUGGUUGCGGACGAGUCGGACGAUAACCCGGCUACAAAGACGGUCCCUCGCCACACCAUCAACUGGGACUGGAGUAGUAUUGCCUUCUUGGACGAGUUCAACAAGAUGAUGCAUGACCCGGUUCUGUACGAACGCCUCAUCAAGCGGCAUCAGACCUCCUCGGAGCGCCAGCAAGAAGGCCAAGCCAAGGGCUACGGACGCGUGCUUGAAGCAGACCUUGCCCGCGGGGAGACUCGACUCUCCGCGCUCGCCACCGAGGCCGCAGGCGAGCAGCGGGAGGAUUUGUCGCCGGCCAAGCACAGGUGGCACGCCGCGUCGGAUAUAGACAAUCCCUGGGACGGGGAAGCGAGCACCAAGGAGCAGGGUUUCGAGUUGUGGAAGGAGUUUCUACGGGAGCGGUUUAUACGUGGUGGGGAUGAGGACUUUGACUACGCUAGGGUAGACGGCAAUGAGGAGCUUGACGUGGUGUUGCGGCGGGACGAGGAAGACCGGUGGUUUGAUGAUGAGGAGCCGAGUUGGGCUGGGGAUGGGGGCGCGGCGGGCGAGACUGGGGUGCAGGAUUUUUGA
This is a messenger RNA of Metarhizium acridum CQMa 102, 1128 nucleotides long. RefSeq lists its product as uncharacterized. The record is from RefSeq and is a predicted model, not a curated record. Gene Ontology annotation, molecular function: O-methyltransferase activity; S-adenosylmethionine-dependent methyltransferase activity. NCBI's taxonomy places the organism in Eukaryota, Fungi, Ascomycota, Sordariomycetes, Hypocreales, Clavicipitaceae.